AUGCGAGGCAUAAACCCACCUGAUGAUUUAAUUGAAGAACAUAUCAAAUUAUAUGAACGUUCUUGUUUCAAAGAUUAUGAGUUGAUUGGCGAAGGAGGAUCCGGAAAAGUGUACCGUGCUAUUCGCAGAAAUAGUGAAGUUAUUGUCGCAUUAAAAUCAUUUAAAAAUGAUGUGGCCAUUAAAGAGGCCGUUAAAGAGCUUAAAUUACACAGUAGAGUGGAUAUACAUCCUAACAUUAUACGUCUAUACGGUGUUACUAAAAAUAAAGAUUCAAGUACCAAUGGUGGGCAAGCUAUAAAUAGAAAUGCUCGAGAUAGGACUCAAAAAAUUUAG
Messenger RNA from Dentiscutata erythropus, 333 nucleotides. Lineage: Eukaryota; Fungi; Glomeromycota; Glomeromycetes; Diversisporales; Gigasporaceae. The record is from the annotation of a GenBank genome assembly.